Molecule: messenger RNA, 1083 nt
Organism: Boleophthalmus pectinirostris (great blue-spotted mudskipper)
Lineage: Eukaryota; Metazoa; Chordata; Actinopteri; Gobiiformes; Gobiidae
Product: serine/threonine-protein kinase pim-2-like
Exons: 7
Coding region: 1-1083 (360 amino acids)
Biological process (GO): negative regulation of apoptotic process; regulation of mitotic cell cycle; protein autophosphorylation
Cellular component (GO): cytoplasm
Molecular function (GO): ATP binding; protein serine/threonine kinase activity
Source: RefSeq, a predicted model, not a curated record
AUGGGUGUGGUCAGUCUGUCCGGGGGAUUCAACGCAGGGGGCAAGGGUCGGCCGCUCGGUGCACAAAGAUCCCCUCGAGGGACAUCUCCCCGGGUGUCGCCGACCCCCGCCGAGCGCACUUCCUCUGAGGCGGCUCUGGAUCGUCCAGGAAAGACUCAAGACUGCACUCCUUCCAUCGCUCACAGCUUGGAUUGUGAACUGAGCGUGAGCAAAACUACAAAAAAACGGAAAGCCACCGACGAGGGGUUCAAACCUGAGCCCAAAAAACCUCGUCCUGAUGAAUCCGCCAAAGUGAGUGACUUUGCGCUGACAUACGAGGAGCAUGAGCAGCUCGGACAGGGAGGAUUUGGGUCGGUGUUUGCCGGCGUCCGGAUCUCAGACCAACAGUCGAGCAUUGAAAAUGAGGUGUUGAGCGUCCCCUCUGAGGCCGUCCUGAUGAACAAAGCUGCUCCGGAUCGGCACUCGGUCGGACUGAACCCCUCGGUGACUCUGCUCGACUGGUACCUCCAGGAUGAAGGUCAGGAGGUGGUUCUGGUGAUGGAGAGACCCACUCCAUCCCAAGACCUGUUUGACUACCGUCAGGAGAAAGGCCCCCUGACAGAAGCUCACGCAAAGGAGCUGAUCCGUCAGGUGGUGAACGCGCUGCUGGACCUUGACUCAAAACAGAUUUUCCAUAGAGACGUUAAUAUGAACAAUCUCCUGGUUCAGGAGACAGAGUCUGGCCCAAGGAUCAGGGUCAUAGACUUUGGCUGUGGCUGCGGCGUCCAAUCAGAGCCCUUCUACAGUUUCAAAGGAACACCAGAGUAUGUACCUCCUGAGGCCUAUGGGACUGAAGGAUACCGCGCUGCUCCUACCUCAGUGUGGCAGACGGGGGCGCUACUUCACGAACUGCUGCGCUCUAAGAGUGACAAAGGGUUCACCACAAGAGAUUUCAUGAAGGGUUUUCCAUACAUUUCCUUCUUGAGUCUGAGUGGUGUGUCCCAAGAGUGCAGUGACUUCUUGCGGGCCUGUCUGGCACUGGACCCAAACCAGAGGAUCCCUUUGGACCAGCUGAGCCUCCAUCCCUGGUUGAGAAUGGUCUAA